GCCGCUCUGUACCCUAAUCCUGGAUUUGGAAAUGGGAUGACAAGAACAUAGGUAAGUACAAACAACAAGCAAUUACAGCACUGACAUGGAAAUGAAAGGUGGGGGGAGAACAGCUCAACAGAAAAUGGGAGAUUUCAUAGGUUGUGAGAAGGGUUGGCUAGAUGUAGGUGGGAUAUAAAUACCUGCAGUAGACUAAGGCAGAGAAAUGCUGAGGGCAUGACAGAUGCUGACUUCUACUGAUCAGCGAAGGUUAAAACAGACAGCAGGGUUGCAUUGUGGAGGCCUGUUCAGCUAAGAAUGACAUUUCAGCAGGUAUACAGUGAUUUUGAAUCGAACAUGAACUACUUCGCUAUUCAUCUUGUUUUAGUGUAGAAUUUUGUCUAAAUCUUUAAAGAGUUCUGGAGGAGGUGCUGACAGGAAAAAAAGUAAGGUAUUGCAGUUUUCUAUCCUUAUAUUUCCAAGUGACUGAAGGGAGAUGCAUGCGUAACUGAGCCAGAGAAGAAAGGAUUAGAGAAAAAGACAAUUCUCAAGCUGUAAGACAACUAUCGCAGCCAGAAAGACAGCAGAACAAGAGAAGGCCAAAGAAGACACAACAAAAUCAAAAGAAAGAAGGCAAGAACAAAGAUUUUAGGAAUGCAAUAUAGAGAAGAAAACAGCAAUGGAAGACGAGACCAAAUAAAGUGAGUUAUUCUGUUUCAAAGAAAAUUUGUCUUUUGAGAGAGAAACGUCACUAUAACACUGGGACUGUUGAAGAAAGCCAAUGCAACAUGGCAUGCCAGGCAUUUGGUGCCGAUACCUUCACUCCACUGGCAGGAGAUUCACCUUUGCCAAUCCUCAUGCACCAUGGAUCCACCGGUGACUGCUUACCAUCCACCUCCCAUGCCCACAGUAUGGUUUCUGCAGUAUCAUCAGGACUGUCCCUGGGUCACACCUCCAAGAGGUCCCACAUGCACCUGUCCACUUCGUCUCUUGGGAACGCCCUCAGUAAUGCACCUCCAAGUUUGCAUUACCCAGUCACUCCCUGUCAUUACAGCAACCAGCAAGCCACCUAUGGCAUGAUGGCAGCUCAAGAGAUGCUUUCUGCCAGUAUAUCUCAAACUCGUAUCCUGCAGAGCUGUGGUGUCCCUCACCCCAACAUGGUGAGUGGUGCAAACCCAUUACAAGGGUCUCUGACUCCUUGCAUUUACAAGUUCCCAGAUCAUGGGCUGAGUAGCAGCUCUUGUGCUUUAAGCCAUGGUUUUUCCUCGCUACCAUCUGCCCUCCUAUCAGCUGAUGAUGUCUCUGGGGGCCCCAGUGGAGAGGUGAAAGGUGACACACAGCGGAAAGGGAUGCGGGAGCAGGAGGAUGCUCCCCCUAUGGACUCGCCACAGAUACGAGAACUGGAAAUGUUCGCAAAUGAUUUCAAAAUACGCAGGAUCAAACUGGGCUACACUCAGACUAAUGUAGGUGAGGCUCUUGCUGCGGUGCACGGCUCAGAGUUCAGCCAGACCACGAUCUGCCGCUUUGAAAAUUUGCAGCUGAGCUUUAAGAAUGCCUGCAAACUCAAAGCCAUUCUGGCAAAAUGGCUUGACGAGGCCGAGCUGGCAGGUGCCUUGUACAAUGAUAAAACAGGAAUGAAUGAGCGGAAGAGGAAAAGAAGAACAACCAUCAGCCUCGGAGCUAAGGAGGCCCUGGAGCGCAGCUUUGUGGAGAAAAGUAAGCCAUCCUCACAGGAAAUAGCUCGGAUAGCCAAAGGGCUCCAUCUGGAGAAGGAGGUGGUCAGAGUAUGGUUCUGCAACAGACGCCAAAGAGAGAAACGCGUCAAAACAAGCCUCAGCCUAAGCUCCUGUUUAACCAAAAUCAGCCCAAACUGCCUCACACAAAUGAGCAAAACACAAAGACCUCUUACGUAAUUUAAAGUUCAGCUCAGUUGUCUCCAGAGCUAAUGUGACAGAUACCGCUCAUGACCACAACUUCUCAGAAUAGGUUAUUUUCAACUCUAACUUAUUUUACAGCUCUAAAAGUAAUACAUUCAAUAAGAUACAGAAAAGCUGAAACAGUCAUAAAAACGCUUCUAAAAACAUCCCUCAUGUUUCUUUUAGUUAACUAUGAGUGUACUAAAAUUUAUAAGACAUUGUUUCAGUUUAAAUAACGAUUUACAGUCCCUUGCAAAAAUAUUCAUAAACUCAUACAGCAUAAGGUUAUUUUAUUUGAUAAACCAACACAAAGCAGAAUGCAAUUAAAAAAUGGAAAUAAAUUGACAUGAAUAUUGUGGUGUGGAUUUGUUCUUAGCUCUCCUGAUUAUAUACCAUUUAGAAAUCCAAUAUAUCUGUAUAAACAGCACAAGGACAUUGAGAUUGGAUGGAUAGUGGCUGUGAACAUCAAUUUUCAAGUUUUCCAACAGAUUAUCUAUCAGAUUUAAGCCUGGCCCAUUUUAACUCAUCGUAUUGCAUGGAUCUAAACUACUCCAUUAUAACUCUGGCUGUUUGUUUAGGGUUGAUGCCCUGAUGGAACAUCAACCUCCAACCCUGCUUCAAGUCUGUUACAGGGUUGCCUUGCAUUUAACUACCUCUCUUGUCACUGGUGGAGAAAAGCAUACUGACAGUGAGAUGUCGCAAUCUCCUUGUUUCACCAAGGGGUUGGUAUGUUCAAGUUAAUGGGCAAGUUUCUGUCUCGCAUAACAUUCUUCAUGAUAGUUCAUUAAUGUUCUCUAACGCAUCUCUGAAGCCUUCACGGAACAGCUGGAUUUAUACUGAGUUUCACUUACACAUAGGUAGAUUCACUUAGGUGACUUCAGAAGGUAAUUUGUUGCACUGGAUUUUAUUUAGGGGUUUCAGAGUAAAAGUGGCUGAAUACAAACAAAUGCAUGCCAGAGUUCAGAUUUUAAGCUGUAAAAGAUUUUAAAAAGCCUUUAACAUUUUCAUUCUCCACAAUUAAGAGCAACUUUGUGUUUAUCACUUAAAAAAACAACACAACUUUUUUAGUGUUUGGGAUAUGACAGUGUGAAAAACUAGGGUUAUGAAUACAUUUGCAAGACUUUUUGUUCCCAGAAAACACAAAUUUGAAAAGAUGAAAUGAAAUCCAAUAUUUUUGUUGUAUGAAGUUGAUAUUUUAAGCCUAAACAAACUAAAUGCAGCAGCUGUCCAUACCGGACAUUUCAGGUGUAGUGAAUCUCAGCUGCAUACUUUUUCUAACAUGACUACUAACUACUCUAUUAGCCAAUCACCCAAUGUUAUUUCCUCCUAAAGCACCACAAUGAAGAAAUGUACCUUAGAUCAGCUCAGUGCCUUUCUGAAAACUAUCAUCUACGACACUGUCCUUCAGCCUUUGUUCCAAGAAAAAGUGGAAAUGUUUAUCUGAUGAAAAUGACCAUUUAACGUUUUUUGUUUUUUUUCAUUUUUAUGUAUGUGUUCUUCAUUCUGAUGUGCUCAAUCUUAAUUCAAGCCACUUGAAAAAUAAUUUAUUUUCAUGUACCUGCAGUGAAAAACAGCUCCAUAAUAUGUUUUAGUUUCAACGAUAACUUACAUUAUUUAUUUAAAAAUAAUAAUAUAUUGAGUUGAUGAGUUUUGCUGUAAUUUGUUUCUUUUAUUGACAGUUCAGGGUGAAACAUAAACUUUUAGUUUUUUGUCUGUGAUUUCUGUGAUGUUCUGAUUUGGGUGUUGCUUGUGUUGUUGCUGCUUUGAUAAAGUGUCAUAUAAUAGGAAUCUGGGGAUAACUGAUGUGAGAUGUCCUAACAGAAAGAGAGAGAACCCUGAUAGUUUGGACCUUAUAUCACCGUAACUACAACUAAUAUCCAGUGCCAAUAAGUGCGAUCUGGAACAGCUUGGAAUUGAUUCAUGUAAUGACUAUAAAUGUUACAUAAAAUGUCAGCAAGAUUGAUACGAAAUAUCUUGUAUUUGUUCUGUACUCGUUUGGUAAAAUAAACUGUCUGUCCCACUUGCAGAUACUGGAAGGUACCCUAGGUUCAAACAGUAAAUUGAAUCUAUGACAAACUACAGAACCUGCGCUAAGUCUUGUUUUUACAGCACCAUUACCAAAUCAAUACACGCAUUAGCAGGACAGAGUGGGAAUUCAUAAAUAAAACCAGCCGACACUUUAAUUCAGGAACAAGCUGUUUCCACUGUGACUUAUGUUUGGUUUUAUAACUCGAGUGCUACACGGGGAAUUAAAUGCGGCAGGGUUAUGGACUACCGGUGCAAUUCUUAGGGUGUUUAAAGUUAAAGAGAAGUUGUGCUUUAAACAGAAUUGCUGAAAAUCUGCUUUAUCAAGUGUCAAAGGGCCUUUGUGUCUGAGGGUUGUGUUGCAAAUUUAAAAGUCACUCUUUGUGUCUCCUUUAACUUUCAAUACAUUUGGGAUUGAAAUGAAAAGUGAAAACACAGGAAACGUUAAAGCUAAGAGUAACAAGUAUUGUAACAAAAUAAUUGCAAAAGUAAAUGCAGUUUUAGAGUCCUUAUCUCUAUUGUUUAAGCAAAAGACUACACUUUACAUUGUUAGUGCAAACCAUUCUGGUGUCCUUAUUGUUUUUUUAUGACACCAUCUGUAAACAAGCUCUAAAACAGGAAUUAUUAUGUGGCUGUGCUAUCAUGUUUAAAGCUUUUAAGAGUUCGAGAAAGUUUUUUUUUGUUUGUUUUUCCACAAAUUUACCGCUUCAGUUUUGUUCAAUCUUUUUUCUUGUAGGUUAUUUAUGUCUACAGUAUACUGAAGGGGAACAAUAAACAUUUCAUUUACAAGUUUAUAAGGACAAUUUUUAAUAAGAAAUACAUAACGUUUAUGCACACCACUGAUCUGAGGAAUGUCCUGGCAACAAACCCACAAUUUUAGAUGUUGGAAACCUGAGCCACUCAGUUAUCACUUUUGCCCUUUGGCAUGGUCCACCACCAUGUUGGAAAAAGCAUUGUUCAUUUACAAAUUGUUCCUGGACAAAUUGUUACCAUUCUUUGUUCAUAGCAGUGUUUCAUUUCUGCAGUCCUUUUCCCAGAUGUUCCAAACAGUCUGAAAGAGUUGUCUGCAGGGCAAAAAAAAAAAAAACAUAAAGAGUCCUGCAGUCCAUUCCUGGUGUAAAUAAUAUGGAAUAUCAGGCUCUCCUUGAUGUUACUCUUGGGUUGGGCAGCUUCUUUGAUGUCCUGACACCAGCCCAGCACCCAAAGAUUUGAGCAGGAACAAUUACACCUGCCUGUGGCCUUUUCUGAGCAAGCUCUGUACUGCUGGAAAAAAUGUUUCCUUAGUUAAAUCCCUUUUUGCAGGCUGCCAUGGCACUUACUACACUUUCUUGGUUUGCCCUUUGCUAAACACACUGCAAAUAAGGGGUUUGUAAUUACUGUAAUUUUCAUUUACUUUGCAUUUAGGUGCAUUUCCCAUAAUCACUCCCAAUACCAACUUGUCAAUCCAAAGCUAAAUCAUAAAAAUUAAAGAUUUUGAAAAACAAAAUUUAUCUAGUCUCAAAACCCUAUGGCACAACUGUACGCUGCAGUUACAUUGCUAGCUAAUUUAAACAGUCCUGUUUUACCUUGUAAUGGGACCACGUGAUUGUAAACCUCAGUAAGGCCUCAAUGUAUAUGAAAAUGGGUAGAAAUUAAUGGCUGCUAGAAUACUACUAAAAAAACAUGUUAUCUAUAGUAGAACACGCAGAAAUAUUUUGUAGUAAUUAAGAAUUAUAGCAGGAAGAAUAAGACUUUUCUCAGUAAAUAUAUUUCUAAUGAGGGUAGUGACAUGAAACUCACACUAGAUGUCAGCAACAACCAAAGUAAUCCACACAUGCAAAGAAAUCAAACCAAAUAUGUCUAUAAGAUAAAGUGGACUGACACAAGGAGUAAGAAUUGAAAACAAUAAAAAAAAAAUAAAAAAAAUCAGGGAAUCAGCUGAAAUAAGUUAGUAUUCAGAAAGCACGGCUAUAGAACAAGUAUAAAGAUAAUUUAAAGUGAGCUGCAGAACAUUUGGACAGGCCAAUACUGGUAGAAUAAAAUCAGGUAAGAUGCAACCGCUGGAUGUCAUUCUACGUAACACGUUGAAGGAGAAAUAGUACAGCAAAUUACCUGCCGACAUUGAAAAACCAAUAAUUAAGGUAAUGUGUGCAGCCGGGGAACAUCAAGGGUACAGGCUGUUUAUCAGCAGAUGGACAGACGUGAUGUAAUCAGAGGAUGAUGAAUAUAGAAAUGUACCGAGGCAUUCCUGACGAGAAUCUUUAAGUUAAAUGAGAGUAAAUGCUUUAGGCAAAACAAUGAUCCCAAACACCCUGAA
Girardinichthys multiradiatus is the source of this 6216-nucleotide messenger RNA. It is a transcript of the gene pou1f1, whose product is annotated as POU class 1 homeobox 1. The transcript has 7 exons. The record is from RefSeq and is a predicted model, not a curated record. The coding region runs from base 768 to 1892 and encodes 374 amino acids. Gene Ontology annotation, biological process: regulation of transcription by RNA polymerase II. Gene Ontology annotation, molecular function: DNA-binding transcription factor activity, RNA polymerase II-specific; RNA polymerase II cis-regulatory region sequence-specific DNA binding. Lineage: Eukaryota; Metazoa; Chordata; Actinopteri; Cyprinodontiformes; Goodeidae.